Molecule: messenger RNA, 3155 nt
Organism: Plectropomus leopardus (leopard coralgrouper)
Lineage: Eukaryota; Metazoa; Chordata; Actinopteri; Perciformes; Serranidae
Gene: ect2l
Product: epithelial cell transforming 2 like
Molecular function (GO): guanyl-nucleotide exchange factor activity; protein binding
Source: RefSeq, a predicted model, not a curated record
ACAGAGGUCGAGGCUUUUCCUGAAAGCGACUUAUCCGGUGUGAAAACAUGGAGACGGGCGUGAACUCGACCCCUCACUCGGUGAAGCGGUGGCAGCUCAGCGGCACCGACUACGAGCCGCAGAGAGUCCUCGAGACCCGCUUCAGCAGCUGGACCCCCCUGAACAACAAGACCGGCAACCUCCAGCUGUUCGAGCAGAGGAUGAAUCUCGUGCUCCACUGGUUUGACCUGUGGACUGACAGACAGAGGAAACACCUGUUGCACUCUCUGCUCACCCGCUGCACCAAGUCACAGCUCAAGUACUGCAGGGAUUUGCUGAUUGAGACGCUUCCUGUAACUCAAGUGGACUUCACAUCGGUGCUGCCACGCUUCCUGUCUCUGUAUGUGAUGUCAUUUCUGUCCCCUCGUGACCUCUGCUCCGCCGCCCAAGUCAGCUGGCACUGGAGAGUCCUCGCCGAGCAGGACUGUCUGUGGGCUGGUCGCUGCAUCACACGAGGCUGGUUCCUUCCCUACACUCCAGGAGACAAAGAAUAUGGAGCAUGGAAGAACCACUAUGUCUCCUGCGUCUCCACGCUGGACUGGCUCACUCCCAGGGAGGCGGCCGAGCAGUAUGGGACCCUCAACCAACAAAGCCCAGGGAUGACGGAGGAGGAGGAGGAGAGGAGGAAGGAGAGAAGGAUUAGGCAGAUAAUCAGAGACAAACUGCAGGAGGACAAGAGAGAAUCUCUGAGAAGCAGGAAAGCCUGGGGCAGCUCCUCAAAGCCAAAAGGAGUCAGAGGUGGAGGUACCCAGACAGGGAGGCUCAGCUCUGGACUAACAUUCAGCUCUUGGCCGUCUCUCUCUUGGCCUGCGAGGGCUGUUGGGUCUUCCAGCCUGCGUCUUAGCCUGGACGGGGGACAGCUUAUGAUUACAACUCAGAGCUCGGAGAGAGUCUCCAGUCCUAGCAGUGAAAGACUUAAAGCCAGUGGAGCGCUGUCCUCCUUUACCAGCAGACCUGCACAGACACACACAGUCUCACCUGUCCAUCCAACCACUCCUGCUCUCUUACUGCUCAUCUCCAACAGAAUCCCUGCCUAUGAGCUGCUGCUGAGUGGUGUGAAGGCUGGAGUGAUAGUGGUUCUGUACGACCACAGAGGGACUCUCUCAGCUCUCUUAGCCCAGGUGAAGAGGGCCGUUUCCGGGCAGAGAGCUCAUAGACUGGGCCUGCUAGCUCCGGGAGGGACGGAGGAAAUCCAUCUGCUGCACAGUAGCAUCCUGUCAGAGAGGACUCUUUUGAAGGCCGAUCAUAGGGAAUUCUGGGAAAAACUGUGCGGAUGGGUGGCACCAACUGAGGAAGGCGGAGGGAUUGACAUCUUCUCCCCGCUGGCUGCAUCUGCAUCAGGAGUGGCUCUCAUCCAGACUCUUUGCACGCUGACUGGCCUGGAGGUUCGGGUGCCAAUGGGUAUUGCCACCGGAAGUUUCCAGAAUAUCCUGAGCGAGUGGUCUGACGGCAGUGUGACCACCGGACCCUUGAACCAGCACCCAGCAGCCCCGGCUCUGCAGUUUGUGUGUGAGAGCGUGCUGCAUGGCUGGUGCAGACAGGCUCAAUGGAUGGAGGAGGCUCUGGGGGAGCUGAGGGGCCGCCUGGGGCCACAGUUACAGAGGCUCAGCCUCCGGGUCCGAGGCCGAGCUCUGGGUUAUUUUCUGUGGGAGAAAAUCUGCCUGGAGGAGCUUUUUGUGUCCAAAGAUGUAAGCGAGGCUCUGACUGAAGGGCUCACUGCUCUCACAAGACAGGAGGAGACCAGACCUUUGGAGUUUCUUGCUGUUUUCCUGAAAAGAUGGAGUGAGGAGAAGGAGGGAGAAGAGAGGAGUGGAGAAGAAAAGUGGAGAAAGAAAAGAACAGAUGAUUUCUCAUUACGUGAGCCACCACAGACAGCGUUAGAUUGGAGAGGUGCAGCUGCCAGAGAGCUCCAUCACAGCGAGUGUCUUUAUCUAGGGAGACUGAGCGCUGUGCUAAAGGUGUACCUGGAGCCUCUCACAGCAGCUCUCAACUCCAACAGAGCCAUCAUCAGCCACGCCGACAUCCACAUCGUCCUCAGCCCUGUCAGACAAAUACUGGAGCUCAACAGAGUGUUCCAGGUGGAUUUACAGACCAGGCUGCAGCAGUGGGGUGCAGAGCAGUGUGUUGGAGACGUGUUUGUAAAACUGUGCUCAAAACUCAGAGUUUACAGCAACUACCUCAACAACUACACCACUGCCCUCAGCACCAUCGACAAGUGCAGGGAGACCAAGCCUCCAUUUCGAGCUUUCCUGAAGAGAGCAGACAGAACUCUUGCAACACACAUGCUGAGCCUGCAGGAGCUGCUGCUGUGUCCAGUGUGGAGAAUCCAAGAGUAUGUGACUCUGCUUCAAGCUCUGUGUUUACACACACACGCCACUCACCCCGAUCACACACACCUCUCCUCUGCCCUCAACACCAUGCUGACAUUCAGAGAGUUCAUACAAAAGCUGAAGCGUAACUCCGAGAGAGACAGGCUGAUGGAGGAGACGCAGCAGAUGAUCCAAGGCUGUCCGAGCCUCUGUGAAGGAAACAGGCAGCUGAUGAUAACUCAGGAUGCCGCUUUGCUGAGAAGUCCUGAUGACCAGAUUCCUGACUCGCUCAGGACCUAUGAGCAUGUGUCUGAUGUGGGCCUCUUCCUGUUUAACGACGCUUUGGUGUUGACGCGGCGCAACGUGCAUCACACACCUUUCACGCUGGCUCACCAGAGCACACACACAUUCCUGGCCUCUGUGGCUCUCACCAGCCUGGCUGUCCGAGAGAUCACACACACUCGCUAUGUGAGUCACGCCUUUAUCCUGGAGGGUCCUUGUCGUUCCUGGGUUUGUGCCACAGAGAGAGGUGACGAGAGGGAGCACUUCCUGUCUCUGCUGCAUUCAGCCAUAAACUCUGCUCUGACAGAACAUCAGUGACGACGCCAUGAGGACACACCGGCAAGACAAGAAGAGGUUUGGACACACCACAGUUGGCCAUUUUUAUAUGAAAAUGUUUUUUUAAAAAUUCAGAAACUCACAAACAGCAAUUAUGAUUCUACACCACAAUAUGAUGUAAAGACACAACCCUAAUGCAACAGUUUAACUGGUAUUUUUAGUAUCUUACGUCCACCUUUAACCCUCUGG